AUGGGAUUGAAAGGCUCAAAGCCGAAGCUCUCGAAAGAGGACCUCGAGUUUCUGAAGCGGAACACAAACUUCACCGAGGAACAGAUCAAGGAGUGGUACAAGGGAUUCGUGCAAGACUGCCCGAAGGGACACCUGACAAAGGAGCAAUUUAUAAAGGUCUAUAAAGACUUCUUUCCGUCGGGCUCAGCAGAAGGGUUCUGUGAACAUGUCUUCCGAACGUUCGACACCGACAAUUCCGGCUUCAUCGAUUUCAAGGAAUUCUUGUUGGCCAUUAACGUCACGUCAUCCGGCACGCCCGAGCAGAAGCUGGAAUGGGCGUUCAGGAUGUACGAUAUUGACGGAAAUGGCACGAUCGACGAGAAGGAGAUGAUCAAGAUUAUCGAGGCAAUCUACGAGAUGCUGGGCCCCGAGGUGACAAAAUCGGCCGACGACUCACCACGCAAGAGGGCCAAAAUGAUCUUUGAAAAGAUGGACGUCAACAACGAUAAGGAACUGACACUCAAGGAAUUCGUGGACGGGUGCCUGGCGGACAAGGAGCUGUUCCAGAUCCUCACGAAUGAGGUGAAGAAG
Messenger RNA from Mesorhabditis spiculigera, 570 nucleotides. The record is from the annotation of a GenBank genome assembly. Lineage: Eukaryota; Metazoa; Nematoda; Chromadorea; Rhabditida; Rhabditidae.